Hermetia illucens (black soldier fly) is the source of this 1909-nucleotide messenger RNA. RefSeq names its product succinate-semialdehyde dehydrogenase, mitochondrial (gene Ssadh). Gene Ontology annotation, biological process: GABA catabolic process. NCBI's taxonomy places the organism in Eukaryota, Metazoa, Arthropoda, Insecta, Diptera, Stratiomyidae. Gene Ontology annotation, molecular function: succinate-semialdehyde dehydrogenase (NAD+) activity. The record is from RefSeq and is a predicted model, not a curated record. The coding region runs from base 184 to 1701 and encodes 505 amino acids. The transcript is spliced from 3 exons.
AAACAUUCGCUUCGGCACGCGCACGCCGGUAUCUAUUGCACCGUCAAAGUGACAGCAGCCGCUCGGAUGUCAUUGUGAAAUAUUGGAUUGUUCUGAUCUGUCGGUGGUUGGGUGUCGUUCAAGUUUAAAUUCCGGAAAGUUGUGUUUUGACAAAUUGCAUUCAAGUUCUCCACUGCCGUGAACAUGUUGCACAUCGCCCGGAAGUGUGCCACGCAAAUUAGUGGUUUGCGAAGACUGUCCACGGCCCUGCUCCAAGACAAAGCCCUCAUCGACGGCAAGUGGGUGUCAGCCGCAAGCGGGAAAACCUUCGAAGUCUACAAUCCGGCAACUGGAUCAAUAAUUGCCCAUGUUCCGGAUAUGGACUCGACCGAUGCACAGAAAUCCAUCGAGGCCGCGAAGAAAGCCUUUUACUCCGAAGAGUGGUCCGGGCUGACGGCCAAGGAACGCUCAGGACUCCUCAAGAAAUGGUUUCGAUUGCUCGAGCAAAAUCGCCCAGAGAUUGCUGCUAUCAUGACCGCGGAAUCAGGCAAGCCGAUUAACGAGGCGAUAGGGGAGGCGGUGUACGGCGACUCGUUUGUGGAGUGGUUCGCGGAGGAGGCGCGCCGUAUCUACGGCGAGGUGAUUCCGGGUCCCGUACCGAAUCGUGAAUUGUUUAUAAUGCGACAACCCAUCGGCGUGGCUGGCCUCAUAACGCCCUGGAACUUUCCCCAUGCAAUGAUCACACGGAAGGCGGGCGCAGCGCUCGCAGCAGGCUGCACGGUGGUCAUAAAACCAGCGGAAGAUACCCCUCUAACAGCCCUCGCACUGGGAAAAUUAGCACAAGAAGCAGGAAUCCCGAACGGUGUUAUCAACAUCGUCACAUCAGGUCGUGAACAUGCCCCAGCUAUUGGAGAACUUUUCUGCAAAAGUCCCGACGUCGCAGGAAUCUCAUUCACAGGAUCUACCCAAGUCGGAAAGAUCCUGUAUCGAAAUUGUGCGGAUGGCAUCAAACGCCUUGGCCUCGAGCUGGGUGGAAACGCGCCGUUCAUAGUUUUCAACUCAGCUAACAUCGAUAAAGCGGUCGAUGGUGCCAUGGUUUCGAAGUUCCGUAACUGCGGCCAGACCUGCGUAUCGGCGAAUCGCUUUCUCAUUCAGGAAAAUGUCUUUGACGAGUUUGCAUCGAAGCUGAAGGAAAGGGUGGAAGGACUCCGAAUCGGAGACGGCGCUAAUAGCGAAGUAAAGGUUGGACCCCUCAUCAACAAAAUGCAAAUCGAUAAAGUCGCACACUUUGUUGAGGAUGCAGUAAGCAAGGGAGCAACGGUUAUAACCGGUGGGGGACGCCUCAAAGAGCUGGGAGAACUAUUUUACAAACCCGCUAUUAUCACAAAUAUCAAACCGAACAUGGUUUUAUACACGGAGGAAGUCUUCGGUCCGGUGAUAUCUCUGAUGAAAUUCAAAACUGAGGACGAAGCCGUCAAGAUUGCCAACGACACGCAGCGCGGGUUGGCUGGCUAUUUCUUCAGCGAAGAUGUCCAGCAAAUUUUCCGAGUCGCACGUAAAAUGGAGGUGGGAAUGGUUGGAAUCAACGAGGGUCUGAUAUCGACAGCGGAAGCGGCGUUUGGCGGGAUCAAGGAGUCUGGCCUUGGCAGAGAGGGCUCCAGGCACGGAAUCGAUGACUACGUUUACCUCAAGUACAUGUGCGUUGGGAACUUGAAGUUCUAAGCGUCAGAAAGCGGAAGGAGAGAAUAUGUUUGCUCAUAUCGAGAUUAUAUUAGGCUAAAUUCAAAGAAUUCAGUGACAAAUGUCUUCCAUUGCAUGUAAUAAGAUUAUAAUGUGCUUUUUCAAUGUUGGUUUCUAGUAAUAAGCAAUUCCUGAUACCCUAGUCUUCCGAUCCAGGAUAAUAAUAAAAUGUGAUUGAAGUACAGUAAAA